UCACGUCCCCCACUGCCACCUGGUCCUACCCCCCUUCCAGUACUGGGAAAUGUUCUCAGUCUUGAUUCUGCUCGGCCUUGGCUGACCUUUAAUGCCUGGAGAUCCGCAUAUGGUGACAUUAUUUAUGCUCGUGUCCUCAGCAAGCCUGUUCUUGUCGUUAAUUCUAAGGAGGUCGCAAAAGACCUCUUUGAUCGGCGUUCCAGCAUAUAUUCAGAUAGACCCCAGUCAAUUGUUUACGAAGCCUUCGCUUCAGAUUUUAACAUGGGGUUCAUGCCAUAUGGAAACAGUAGGUGGCGCCUCCACCGACGAAUUUUUCAUCAGGCAUUCCAUCAAGCUGCUACACCUGCUCAUCACGCUGUGCGACUUCGUUCCGCCCACAAAAUGCUGUUCAGUCUUCUACAGGACCCUGGCAAUUAUCCGAACCAUUUUCAGAUGUUUACUUUGACAUUCAUGCUGUCUAUAAUAUAUGACUGCGAAGCGAAAGCUAAGGACGCCCACGUUGCUCACGUCAUUACAAGAUAUGGCGAUCUCAUAGUCGAUGGUUUCGCACCAGCUGCCAUGAUGUUAAUGGAAACAUUCCCUUUCCCUGAUUUCCUGCGAGCAUCACUCAAAUGUAUCCAGGCAGCCCAUGAUGUGAAGGAGAUUCCUUUUCAAUAUGUCAAAGAGAGGAUGUCUGCCAACGACAUGGGACCGUGCCUGGUGGCUGAUGCUUUGAACAGGACCAGUCAAGAGGAUGACGUUAAUACAACUGCAGUUAAGGAGGCUGCCUCCGUUGCAUUCACAGGUAUGCAAACCACUGCCACUUUACUUGUGUUUUUCCUUGCUAUGGUGCUCAACCCAGAAGUACAAGCCAAAGCGCAGGCGGAGAUCGAUCGAGUCGUUGGCAAAAAUAGACUCCCUGAUUUCGACGAUAGACCAGCGUUGCCUUACCUAGAAGCUGUUUUGCGUGAAACGCUCAGGUGGCACCCAGUGAUUCCAAUGAGCGUCCCACACGCAACAACAACCAGUGAUAUCUACAAUGGCUAUUUCAUCCCUAAAGGUUUGGCAAUGACGCACGAUGCAACGAAAUACCCCAGUCCUGACGAAUUCAAACCUAAAAGAUUUUUCCAAGAUGACGGGUCUCUCAACAGCGAUACAAUGCGUUUAGGCUUCGGCUGGGGUCCCCGGAUUUGUGUGGGACGGCAUGUCGUGGACGCGUCACUCUGGAUCGCAAUCGCGAAUUUCCUGGCGUUUUUCUCGGCCCACAAAGCUCUUGAUGAACACGGCAUGGAGAUCCCGAUCGUUCCGAAUCAUCCGGAGACAUUUCCCUGUCGCAUUCUCCCGCGAUUCCCUAGCGUGUCUCUAAAGACACUGACAUGUUCGACCAACUUGGGUCCGUUCUAUCGACCACACCUGGCAUUCUCAAAUACUAACAUACAGUGGCAGGGAAAUUAUGAUUGCGGUGUGGUAAGCAGUGUGCAGCCCGAUAGCUUUCUGCCUUGA
Messenger RNA from Suillus subaureus, 1482 nucleotides. RefSeq names its product cytochrome P450. The transcript is spliced from 13 exons. Lineage: Eukaryota; Fungi; Basidiomycota; Agaricomycetes; Boletales; Suillaceae. Gene Ontology annotation, molecular function: oxidoreductase activity, acting on paired donors, with incorporation or reduction of molecular oxygen; heme binding; iron ion binding. The annotation marks the transcript as partial. The record is from RefSeq and is a predicted model, not a curated record.